Molecule: messenger RNA, 893 nt
Organism: Haliotis rubra (blacklip abalone)
Lineage: Eukaryota; Metazoa; Mollusca; Gastropoda; Lepetellida; Haliotidae
Product: serine/threonine-protein phosphatase 6 regulatory ankyrin repeat subunit C-like
Exons: 2
Coding region: 24-893 (289 amino acids)
Cellular component (GO): nucleus; cytoplasm
Molecular function (GO): protein binding
Source: RefSeq, a predicted model, not a curated record
ACCUUGCCUGUGAGGGAGGAAACAUGGCUUUGGUUGAACAUAUGUUUGCAGAUUCUAAUAUAAACCUCAAAGGCCGUAAUGGAAGGACACCAAUCAUGGCUGCAGCUCCCAAAGGACACAAAAGCGUGUUUGACUUCCUCGAAUCAAAGGGCGCAGACCUCUCUAUGCUUGAUACAUUUGGUGAUAGUGUACUUCACCUUGCCUGUGAGGGAGGAAACAUGGCUUUGGUUGAACAUCUGUUUGCAGAUUCUAAUAUAAACCUCAAAGGCCGUAAUGGAAGGACACCAAUCAUGGCUGCAGCUUUCAAUGGACACAAAAGUGUGUUUGACUUCCUAGAAUCAAAGGGUGCAGACCUCUCUAUGCUUGAUACAUUUGGUGAUAGUGUACUUCACCUUGCCUGUGAGGGAGGCAACACAGCUUUGGUUGAUCAUCUGGUGUCCAAUUCUGAUAUUAACCUCAAAGGCAAAAUGGGAAGGACACCAAUCAUGGCUGCAGCUCCCAAAGGACACAAAAGCGUGUUUGACUUCCUCGAAUCAAAGGGCGCAGACCUCUCUAUGCUUGAUACAUUUGGUGAUAGUGUACUUCACCUUGCCUGUCAGGGAGGAAACACAGCUUUGGUUGAACAUCUGUUUUCAGAUUCUAAUAUAAACCUCAAAGGCGAUGAAGGAAGGACACCAAUCAUGGCUGCAGCCUUUAGUGGACACAAAAGCCUGUUUGACUUCCUUGAAUCAAAGGGGGCAGACCUCUCUAUGCUUGAUACAUUUGGUGAUAGUGUACUUCACCUUGCCUGUCAGGGAGGCAACACGGCUUUGGUUGAUCAUCUGGUGUCCAAUUCUGAUAUUAACCUCAAAGGCAAAAUGGGAAGGCCACCAAUCAUGGCUGCAGCUCCCUAA